Molecule: messenger RNA, 1773 nt
Organism: Brassica rapa (field mustard)
Lineage: Eukaryota; Viridiplantae; Streptophyta; Magnoliopsida; Brassicales; Brassicaceae
Product: zinc finger MYM-type protein 1-like
Source: RefSeq, a predicted model, not a curated record
AUGGACAGAUUUCUUGUACAACCAGCAAAUCUUAAUGAAUCCGAUAGAAGUAGUGACGAGCUUGAUGAUCCAAUGGAAGAUGAGAAGGAAAUAAAUGAUGAGACUAUUAAUGAAGAAGAUAAGAAGAAUGAAGAUAAUGUUAACGUUGACAUUGAAGAGGAUGAGAAUCUAAGUAUAAAGGAGAAUCAUGAUGUGAAUGAUCAUCAAGAUAGUACAGAUAUAGGCAGAAUCUUAGAUAUUUAUGAUCCUGGAAAUUGGGGAGAAGUCAAACCUGGAUUAAGACUUGUCAUGGUUGAAAAAGGUCCUGCUCAAAGACUACCGAAUGAUUUUGUGUUUCCAAGAGAGAAGUUGUUCACUCGCGACAACAAUCCCAGUCACAUGGCAUCUAAGGGAUUCAAUGACUGGAAACAUAUUUUGGAAAGGUUAAGGUACCACGAGACAAGUCAUGAGCAUAUCAAAUCAUUCCGUGGGGGAAACGAAAAGCUAAGAGUAGAUGGCAAUGGAAAUUUUUUAAGCUUUAUUGAUUCAAUGGCUGAGUGGGAUCCGGUAAUGAGAGAACAUGUUAGACGGUUUGAAGAUGGGGAAUCUCGUUAUCACUAUCUCAGCAACAAAAUUCAGAAUGAGUUGAUAGCAACGAUGGCUGAUGAGAUCAAAGAUAUAAGUCAUCAUGAACAAAUGACUCUUAUCCUUCGAUGUGUUGAUGUUUCAGCAGCUUCAGCUAAGAUAGAAGAAUUUUUUCUCACAUUCUUGAUAGUUAACGAUACAUCCGGAGAAGGGCUUUUCCGUGAGAUUCAGAAUGUAUUGGUUUCUCUUGAUUUAGAUAUUGAUGAUGUGAGGGGACAAGGAUAUGAUAAUGGAUCCAAUAUGAAGGGAAAACAUAAAGGAGUACAAAAAAGAUUCCUUGAUGUUAAUCCACGUGCAUUUUAUACGCCAUGUGGUUGUCACAGUCUUAAUCUUGCUCUUUGUGAUAUGGCAAGCACUUCUGAAAAAGCCAUUUCAUUUUUUGGGAUAAUCCAGCGUAUUUAUAAUGUCUUUGCAUCUUCAACAAAGCGGUGGAAAGUUUUAGAAGAUAAGGUGGGAGGUUUGACAGUGAAAUCUUUAUCACAGACUAGGUGGGAAAGUCAUGUUAAUUGUGUUAAGGCGAUUAGAUUUCAAGCUCCAAAGAUAAGAGAUGCUUUAAUUUAUAUAGCAGAGACUACUGAUGAUCCGAGUACACAAAGCACUGCUGAGUGUCUUGCUACAAGCGAGACACAUGGGAUUGGAAAUUAUGAAUUCUUGUUGUCUAUGGUGAUUUGGUACAAACUUUUAUUUGCUGUUAACACAGUAAGCAAGAGUGUGCAGUCAAAAGACAUGAAUAUUCAAGUUGCUGUUUCUCAGUCAGAAGGACUUGUUUCUUUUUUUCGAAAUUAUAGAGAAACAGGCUUUGAGAGUGCAAAAUCUGAUGUUAAACAGAUUGCAGAAGCUAUGGAGAUUGAAGCCAUGUUCCCAUCAAAGAAAAAGCGUGUCAUCAAAAGAAAAAAGUUUUUUGAUGAGGAAUCAGAGUUAGUUGAUGAUCAGUCUAUAGAUUUAUCUCCAGAAGAGAGCUUCAGAAUUUCUUAUUUCCUUGAAGUCAUGGAUCGAGCUAUUUAUUCUCUUGAAACAAGGUUUGAGCAAUUUCAGAAGUAUGAACAAACAUUUGGAUUUUUGUUUGAUUUGGAGAAACUGAAGUCAGCAAGUGAAGAUAGUUUGAUGAGGCUUUGCCACAAGAUUGCAAGAGACCUCUUGAAGUUUUGA